AUGUCAGACCACUGGGUCCUGAAAGUUCGGUUUGGUGAGGGCGGUGUGCACGAAUUGUCGGUGCUUCCUCCAGCAUCGAGACGGAAGCAACCACGCGAAGAUGCGGAUGGCGGUUCUUCCAGUUCCUCAUACGGCAAGAGAAACAGCGUUGGUCUAGCCGUAACCCUAGCUGCAUUUGCUUCUGUUAUUGCUAUCCUUUUUCUUGUGUCCCAUUGUGCCGCGUUGAGUAGGGAGGCGCUACCAAAGCGUUUGGGACGUAGAUUAGCUGGACAGCAAGGGACAAAAGACGGUGAGAGCGCAGACUUCGUCCAGGAAGUGUGCGGGGGUGAAGGAUCCCAAUUGGGAACAGCCACCCGCCGUCGCGGGAGAUCACCCGAACCUGUAGAGGCAGGUCUCUUGGAAUUGUGGGAUGAGCCUGGAGAGGAACCGCCUAGAAAAAAGAAGCAGGAAGCAUUAGAAGUACAACCAGAGACAUCCUUUAGCCCUUCACGGGCUGCCGGGACUUCAGCAGAGUCUGGAGAGGGAGGUGCUGCUGAAAAGCUCCGACAGUCAAUCCUGCGGUAUGUCGAGCAGACGUUGGAGGAGAAGGAUGAUGGUGUAGAACCAGAAGACUGGCUGCUAGAGCCCUAUCUGGAAGUGCAAUUUUUGGACGAGGAAACGUCGUCGCAGUCGCUUUCCUCAAGCGAGUCCGCCGCCGCAGGUUCUCCCGCUGAGCCUGGCACUUCCGAGCGGACAGCUGCGGCGCCACCUUGGCCGGAGGGGGGUACCUCUGGUAGUCCUCCACCAGGCGAAGAGUCGCCGUGCACUCACGUAUUCUCAGGCUGUCGACGGAGGACGGUUUGUGAGUCUAACGCAACGCUGGGGAUUAAAGAACUUCUGAAGAAGCCCAUGUUGGACUCGGUCGAUCUAGACCGUCUCAUGGAGCACCUCGAGGUGCUCGUUGAGAAUGCUAUUCUUCGUGUGCCAGAUAACCUCGAUGGUUUGAAGCCCAAAUACGUCGUGGAGAAACUUGCGUUCGCCGUGUUGUUGACCGAUGCAAUAUACGCGGCCAGCGAGGUACUAGGACCGGCCGCCAGGCGCUCAGAAUGGUGGCAACAGGUCAUUGACACACUUCCAGUUUAUACCGAACGAGUUGCAGCAGAGUGCGUUGCAACGGGGCUGCUCCCUCUCCCCUGGACCCAGGCCCCUGUCUCGUUGGAUCCAGGCCACCCUCUGACUGGAGAGGAGCUUAGCUGUUAUUUGGAAACUUUCUAG
Messenger RNA from Eimeria mitis, 1254 nucleotides. RefSeq lists its product as uncharacterized. The record is from RefSeq and is a predicted model, not a curated record. Lineage: Eukaryota; Apicomplexa; Conoidasida; Eucoccidiorida; Eimeriidae.